ACCAGGUUUUGUGGACUCUACUAUAGCUAUUUACACAUGUUUUUGUUAGGUAUACAGUUAAAUGCAUGCAUUACUGUAGCAUGUUGUCAUUAUUAAAAUAGGCUUUCUGAAAGUAGAUUGAUGAUAAGGAAAUCAAAGCUUGGAAGAUGCAGGGCCCUGUGGACUUUGAUGCUGAUUGUCAACAAGAAACCAAUAGCAAGCCCAGGAGUAUAGUGACAAGGGUACUUGAUCUACCCAAGAAGUUACGACGUCAACCGCCCCUGGUACAAACUGAUCAAAAUAUGGCUGCUUCAAACAGACUUGAGGAAGAGUUUUCCAGUUAUGAAGGGAGUUAUUCUUACUCCUCCUAUGAUCGCUUUGUUGCCCAGGAAAAGAAUUCAAAAUCUGUGGCAAGUAAAGUACAGAAGCAAUAUUGGAAGACCAAGCAAGCAAUGAUUAAGAAACUAGGCAAAAAAGAAGAUGAGUUUGUGGUAGCUGGCGAUGCUGAAUUAGAUGCUAAGCUUGAUUUUUUCAGCACAAUCCAGAAAACAUGUAUGGACUUACUAAGGGUUAUUGAAAAAUAUCAGGAUAACAUAUGUUCUCUGUCUCAAGAAGAGAACGCAAUGGGACGGUUCUUGAAAUCUCAUAGCGGACAUAACAAGACAAGAGCAGGGAAGAUGAUGGCAGCUGUGGGUAAAGCACAGAGCUCGGCAUCUGAACAAAGAUUAUCCUUGAGGGCGCCGCUAGUAAGAUUAUACCAAGAAGUGGAGACAUUCCGUUAUCGUGCUAUCUCUGACACACUUAUGACAAUUAAUAGGAUGGAGGCUGCAAGGGUUGAAUAUCGCGCUGCUCUUCUAUGGAUGAAGGAUGCUUCCAAAGAGCUAGACCCAGAUACAUAUAAGCAACUAGAAAAAUUUAGAAAGGUGCAAGCACAAGUUCGUAUGACUAAGAUGAAGUUUGACAAACUCAAGACCGACGUCUGCCAGAAGAUAGACUUGCUCGGAGCCAGUCGCUGCAAUAUGUUUUCACAUACGCUUGUUGCGUACCAGAAUUCCAUACUGCACUUCUGGGAGCGAACAUCGCGUACAAUGUCUGCGGUACAGGAGAGUUUCCAGGGCUACCAGCAUUAUGAAUUCAAUAUGCUCAAAGAUUUAACUGAAACUAGUAAACAACUGGCAAAAUUAUCUGGUGCUAAAGAUUUACUUCCGGAGGACGAUGAUGAGGCGAAAGAUGCACAGGGCAAACGAAGGAAGAGGAAAAACAGGCAGAAUGGAUUGUCAGAGAACGGUAGAAAAGCAUCAAAAGAGAAAGAGACUGGUGAAGGAGAUGAAGAUGCAGAAACUGCAGAAGAAAUCAUUGCUCCAGAGAAUGAAGAUGAAGAGGAAGAUGACAACGUAAAUGACAGAGAUAGGCUAAUAUCCUUUGAAGAAGAGAUUCGUGAACUUCAGAAACACAUACCUACACAGCAGCUGGGCGAGUUUGAAGAUGUGCUGGGCGGGCGUGACAGCAAUCCUUCCCAGCGCAGCAACGGUCAAGAUGGCUUCCAAAGCCUAGGAAACCAAGAUAUGUCUACUGAAGAUAACGGUGAGAUGAGUGCCUAUUUGAGUAUUUUAGGAGGUCAUGAAGAACCAUCCCUAUUGGAUCUAGAUUUAUCACCUGUUACCAUGGAUAUCCCAAGUGAAUUUAAUUCAGUUGAUCUUUUGGUGGAUGAGCAAAUGAUGGAAAGAACAGAGAAGGAAAGAAAUGACAUGGCAUUACUUAAUGAAAUUCUCAACACGCCGUCAAUCCCAUUGUAUAGUGAGGGUGCUGGUCCAUCUGAAAAUCUUUCAUUCUUUGGUGAUUUUGGUUCAAUAAUGGGUGAAGAGGGAAUACCAGAAUCGGCUCAGUUUCUGCCGUCAAUGCUCCUAGAUGUAAAUCAAAGUAUGGAUCAGUUAUCAUUACAAACAGGCUUGGCUGCAACUUCACAGGCUACCCUCCAACCAACUGAGACAGUCUCUCAGCAGAAUGUACAAACACCUGAAACACCAAGCCAAAAUUCAGGGCCUAGCAACAAGGUAGAUUCCAGCAAGUCUAAAGUCUUUAAUAAAGUCAGCAAAUCUGAUAUGUCAGCCUGGUUCGACCUUUUCGCUGAUCUAGACCCCUUAGCGAACCCUGAUGCAAUAGGUAAAGAUGGUGAUAAGAACCAGGGCAUCUAGGUGGAGACCGAAUCACCAGGCUGAUUAUUAUUAGUAUAUCCAUUUUGUGUAUUAUAAUGGUUCAGGAUGGUCUAGUACAUGGGUGUUCAAAACAAUUUGAAGUUACGCAUAUGUCAGAAUAACUGCUCAAUGAUUGGUCGGUUUGCUGAUGCACAAUUGUCAGGUUUGGUAACAUUUAUGUCAUAUUGUGUGUGUGUCCUAUUCUAAUUACUAAUUGUUAUUUAUUACAUAGAUGAGUCCACUGGCAUUGAUUGGUACAUUAUAUUCAAAUGUAUAGAUCUGUGUUUACACCUGAUUGUCUCAUUGGUAGAGACAUAAAAGUAGAAACCAGGUCAGUGGUUCCUCAUUCAUGUAUCAUUCCAAUGUCCUACACAUUAUUUUCCAAAAUCUUUAAUUUAUACUGCAUAAAUUGAAGGGAGAAAGAAUCGUGAAGUAAAAUUGAAAUGUAUGUGUAUGCCAAGUCUCAUGUUGUCCUAGAUAAAUCAACUCCUAUUAACUCUUAUACAGUAUAUGCAUUACUUAACGCUGAAGGGGUUUUUCACCUUAAUUUCGACUUAAAAUUAAAUUUGGCUGUUUAAAAGAUAAGCUUAAAUGGAAAAUUUGAAUAUUGUAAUAUCGUCAUAUUAUGAAUCCACAAAUGUUAAAGUUAAUUAUUUUCAUCAAAAAUAAGUUUCUGAGUGAUGUAAGUGUUUAAACUAAAGAUGUUUAAAAUCUGAAAAAUUUGUUUUCAUUCUUCUAACUUUCAGUUUUACUAAUACUAUUUUUUUAUAUUUUGUUUCAACUUUCUUAUAUUACAAAAAAUACUGGAGACAAAAUUGUAUUAAAAUGAUUUUUUCAAGUGAAUAAGAAUUUUCAUACUAACUGAACACCUUCUUACCUUACUUCUCGUUCAAAAAAAAAACAUGAAAUAGAAUUCAGUGACAUCUUGAAGGUCAAUAAUCACAUACUGAAAAAAGAUCUUGGUGUUUAUGGUGUUUAUUAUUCUUAUGGAAUAGUCUUUAAGAAGAACAAGUAUGAACUGCUCUAAAUUGUAAGACAUUCAAAAAGUUUUUUCCUCCCUAAAUAUCUUUUUUCCUUUUUUUCCUUCAAUCAAUCAUCUUUUUCAUUUUAAUUUUACGCUCACAAGUCCUUGUAGAAAAUCAUCCUCUUGGUGAGACAAGCUUCCCAUGUUUAAACAAAAUUUUAAUGAUAAUCUGUAAAUAUUGAGAGACUUGAAGAGACACACCCUGUCUUGAUGAGCUGGUAAGUCUGAAGAAUAUAAUCCAAUCUUAGAAUUGCAUAUUUUAUGUAUUUAGGAAGGUUAUUUUGCUUUCAUUUAAAAAAUAAAACAAGAAAUUAUUUUCCACCAUUAACAAAUUACCUAUCAAUAUUUUGGAUAGGCAUUUAAAAAUGCCUGAUAAACCAAUUUUUAAGCAUUUGUUUUUAAAGAUGCUUAAAUAAAUCAAUGAAAAUAAAUUGUUUUGAUCUAUUUUUCAUUUACAGUUGAUAACAUAAAUGAGCAAUUUAAUUUAUACUUGGGGUUAUUUUAAUCACAUACAGUCCAUCAAACAGUAACAAGAAUAUGCAUUUUGUGAGAGAAUUGGCUGUACACAGUGCAUAUCUAUAGUUUAUUGCAAAUAUUUUGCGCUUUUUUUUCUAGUAUGGUGUUUGCAUGUCUCUAAGCAACACAUUAAUACUCCCUGAUCAUUCCCCCACCCACACAUUUAAUUACAUACAUGUCUGUGUGUCUUUCUUUGUGAGUAUGUAUAUGUAUAUUUGUAAGCUGCAAAGAGAUAUAAUAUUACAACAAUUAUACACUAGGGGUAUUAAAUAGACAUUAGUUGGAUAUAGUUCUUUUCAAAGGGAGCUUUAUCAAUUAUGAAUUAAAGAUUAUAUGUGGGUUGUUGAAAAUAUAAAAUUGAAAACUUUGUUUUCAAAUUGCUUUGUUAUUUAUUCUGUUAAUGGUUAAUGUUAAUAUACUUAUAAUAUUUGUAUAUAAUGAAAUAAUGAAUUGAAAAUUGUUUGUUUUUUAAUUGAAUGUUAAAUGGAAAUCUUUAAAAUCUUAAUAUAUUUAUAUUGGUAUUGGGUUAUUUAGUACUACUCAACUUCAUGACAUCUGUAUGUUCAUUCUUUGAUUUGUGUUGUAAUUUUUCAGUAGGUUAAGGAGUUUAUUAUUGCCCAUUUAUAUUGACCUUUCAUUCUGAACUGUAGGAGUUUUCAGUUAAUUGUGGGAGUUAAUUGCAGAUACUUAUUUCUGGUAUACACAUCUUAAUUCUGUUAAUUUCACCUUAAAAACAUUUCGUACUUAUCAUUAAUAAUCUAGUAAAUUAUUUUAAAGGUGAAAUAAAGUAGUUUUAUUUGAUUUAAAGUAGGGCAGAUAGUCAAAUGAAAUAUUCAGAAAAAAUACUAACUGAUAUUGAUAUGAAUAUUCAUUACUUUACUUUUUUUUUUUAUUUGCAAAAUGAGAUUCGCUUUUAAAUAGAUUAAUAAUGAUGAUGAAGGUUGGUGAUGCCCAUGUUCUUAUCAUUCAAAAUAUUGUAAAAUAAACGCUGGCCAUGUGCUGGCAAACACAUU
This is a messenger RNA of Anneissia japonica, 4727 nucleotides long. Its product is annotated as islet cell autoantigen 1-like. The transcript is spliced from 13 exons. The record is from RefSeq and is a predicted model, not a curated record. Gene Ontology annotation, molecular function: protein domain specific binding. Gene Ontology annotation, cellular component: Golgi apparatus. Lineage: Eukaryota; Metazoa; Echinodermata; Crinoidea; Comatulida; Comatulidae. Gene Ontology annotation, biological process: regulation of transport. The coding region runs from base 147 to 2174 and encodes 675 amino acids.